AUGACGAUCGAUAAGAGUUGGAUUGCGAAAAACAAAAACUCUACAGAAUUUUGGAAUGGUUUGCAAUCGUUUCUCGUGAGGUGUAGGGACCACUUGAACUCUGAAGGUAGAUGUCGUUGCCCGUGCAGGAACUGUAUAAACGUUGAAUUUGGUACGAUCGAUGAAAUUGAACGUCAUAUACAUUCAAAGGGUUUUUGCCGAGCUUAUCAAACAUGGGUUCAUCAUGGUGAAUCUUUUGAAAUGCCGAGAACAAAUACCUGGGAGAAUAUUCAGGAGAAUACCGCCAAUGAACACAACGCCAAUAACGGAGAUAAUAGUAACCAGUCAACUCGUCAAGGUGAAAGCUCUCAAAAUGCUGAUCUUACUGAGUUAUUUAGCCUUGCCGAUACCGAGCUAUACCCAGAUUGUGACUCGAUGUCUUCAUUAGACUUUGUGGCCAAGAUUUCCCACAUGAAAGCCAUUAAUCAUUGGACUGAUAGUUCCUUUGACCAACUUUUAGAAUUUUUUAAAUUUGUAUUACCCAAAGAAAACAAAGUCCCUAAGUCACAAUAUGAAGCUAAAAAGUUAAUGAACAAGGUCGGUUUAGGAUAUCAGUCCAUCCACGCUUGUAAGAAUGAUUGUUGUUUGUUUUGGAAACACAACGAAAAAGAGGAGAAAUGUCCACGUUGCAAGGAGAGCAGAUGGAAAGAAAAUAAGACGAAGGGGAAAAAGGUUCCUAACAAGGUAUUGCGUUACUUUCCUUUGACUCCUAGAUUAAAACGCAUGUACAGCUUUAAAGACGAUGCAAAAGCUAUGACUUGGCAUGCCACUGGAAUGUGUACGGAGGAUGGUAAGAUGCGUCACCCGGUUGAUGGUAAAGCAUGGAAAGAUUUUGAUGAACGGUAUCCAGAUUUUGCAAUAGAACCUCGAAAUGUCAGAUUAGGAUUGUCUGCUGAUGGUUUCAUUCCAUUCGCUAAUACGAGUAUCCCUUACAGCAUGUGGCCGGUAAUAUUAACUACAUACAAUACGCCCCCAUGGUUGUGUAUGAAAGAGACUUCAUUGAUGUUGACAUUGUUAAUUCCUGGGCCUAAAUCAGCCGCGAAAGACAUUGAUAUUUAUUUCGAGCCAUUGGUUGAUGAAUUGAAAAGUUUGUGGUCUGAAGGAGUUUAUACAAGAGAUGCUGCUACAAACGAGGUCUUCAAAAUGCGUGCCAUGCUUUUAUGGACCAUUAGUGAUUUUCCUGCUCGCAGUUACUUGUCUGGUUGGUCUGGUCAGGGCUACUUGGCAUGUCCUACAUGUAAUGAAGACACUCCAUCGACUCGUGUGAGGGGAAAAAUUUCUUACGUUGGUCACAGAAGACAUAAGUGGAGGAUGAACAAGAACUUCAAUGGUAAAAUAGAAACUAGACGGCCUCCGAAUGAUUUCAGCGAAAAUGAUAUCUUAUCGCAACUAAACAAGUUGCCGAAACUUAUGCCGGGGAAGCAUCCUAGUUAUGGGGGUAAGAAUUUAAAAAGAAAACGUGAAGAAUAUGAGUUGAAUUGGAGUAAACGUUCUAUCUUUUUCGAUCUCGAUUAUUGGUCUUCUCUUACACUGAAACACAACCUCGAUGUCAUGCACAUCGAGAAAAAUGUAUGUGAGAGUUUGUUAGAGACCUUGUUAAUGAAUGACAAGUCCAAAGACACGAUCAAUGCAAGAAAAGACUUGAAAGAUUUGAAUAUUCGUAAAGACUUGUGGCUCAUUGAAAGAGGUGGCUCAACCCAAAUUCUCUUUUACACCUGA
Molecule: messenger RNA, 1758 nt
Organism: Erigeron canadensis
Lineage: Eukaryota; Viridiplantae; Streptophyta; Magnoliopsida; Asterales; Asteraceae
Exons: 2
Coding region: 1-1758 (585 amino acids)
Source: RefSeq, a predicted model, not a curated record